GCAUUGUCUUCUCGCUUGUUCUCACUUUAUUUCUUUUUAGCGUGGCGUCGGUUAGCAACGGUAGUGUGCGUAGAUUAAAAUUAGAGAUUGUUCUAGUUUGCGCUAAAAAGUUAUUUUUCUUGGUGUACUUUUUAAUUCGCUUAAUCGUUCAACAAGCUUUUCGUAAUGAGGCCGCAGCAAAACGGAGAUGAUGGUUUUGAGGAACCCGAAGUUCAUCGUAAAAUCUUUAUCGGGGGUCUUAAUUAUAGAACGACCGAUGAAUCUUUAAAAGCACAUUUCGAGAAAUGGGGAGAAAUUGUGGACGUAGUCGUUAUGAAGGACACGAAGACCAAGAGGUCUCGUGGUUUCGGCUUUAUUACAUACUCCAAAGCCCACAUGGUUGACGAUGCGCAGAACAAUAGGCCACAUACAAUUGAUUCACGAGUGGUGGAAACCAAACGUGCCGUAGCUAGGCAGGAUAUCAAAAAUCCUGAGGCAGGCGCAACUGUAAGAAAACUUUUUAUCGGCGGUAUUAAAGAUGACCAUACUGAAGAUCAAAUGCGAGAAUAUUUCUCUAAUUAUGGAAAUGUACAGAAUGUUAGCAUUGUCACAGAUAAAGCUACUGGAAAGAAGCGUGGUUUUGGCUUUGUUGAAUUUGAUGACUAUGACCCAGUUGACAAAGUUUGCUUGAAUGCCCCUCAUAAAAUUAAUGGUAAACAGUUAGAUGUUAAAAAAGCGUUACCUAAAGAUGGCUCUGACCAGCGCGGCGGUAGCGGUGGUAGACAAGGACAGAGAAGAAAUGAUAACUGGGGUAAUUCUGGAGGUGGUUAUGGAGGAAACCAAGGAGGCGGUUGGAACAAUUCCAAUCCGUGGGAUAACAAUCAGGGAGGUUGGGGAGGUAGUCAGGGGAGUGGUGGAUAUGGUGGUGGUAACCAAAGAGGUGGUGGUGGUGGUUGGGGUGGCAACCAAGAUUUUGGCAACUAUGGCCAACAGAGCUAUAGUGGUGGCCCCACCAGGAACCAGCAGUAUAGCAACAACAGAGCUGCACCAUACAAUAUGAACCAAGGGGGAGGUGGGGGUGGUUAUGGCAGCGGUGGUAACUACGGCGGGGGACAAGGAAGAGGUGGCAGAUACUAAAGUGUGUUUGGUGCUAAGUACACUAGUAGAGCAGUAUUCCGUGUCGGCUAGUGUAGGCAGGCGCUCCGGAGCACUAGUUACAACUCUGGUCUACUCGAGACCACCUAGGAGAAGCCCUCAGGAAACCCUUAGACAAAUAUGAAUAGAUUAUUUAUAGAAUAUGUACUCAUGUAAUUUGGUCUUCUAUUUAUUGUACUUUAGGUACUCGACGUGACAUAUUUUUAAGGUUCUACAUAGAUUGUGAAAACAUUUUAUACAGAUAAGUACAAUAUAGGAUAUUGAUAUGUAAUGAUUUAAGUCCCUUAAACGAUGCUAGGUUAAUGAAAUGAACAUUAAGUUGAAUUAAUAAGAAAAUGGAUCAUGAUUUACUUUUAAUUUCUGACUUAUUCAGUAUUAAGUUCUCAAAUAGAUGUUAUUUGAAAUUUUUAGGUAUAGUCCAGUUAUGACUUAUAGGAUAAUUAAAUGUAUAAAUAAAAAUUUAAUACAAAAGUUGUAGGGUUGUUUCUUUAGAUUUGUACAUAUACCUUUUUAUUUUAUUUCAUAGCUGCAUGUUUUGUCGUGAUGCAGUUUUUUUGUUUUCAAAUGAAGUUAAGUAUAGUGUAUGUCCUUCAUGAAAUGAGAUAUACGUAAAAAUUGUGACUUCCAUGUUAAAUUACAAUUUCCAUUCAGGUGGAACUAUGAAAUUUGAGCUUGAUUGGAAAAUGCAGCUGUGAUUGAAUCUCACGUUAAUGGUUUCGUUUGUCGCGUCCUUACGGUUAAUUGGGCUAGUGUAAAUUAAAAACGUAAAAAUUAGGAUUCUCAUUAUGCAGUUUAUAGGUUCUGAAUCUCAAAUACCUUAAUUUGAUAUGAGAAAUUACCUUUUAAAAGAGAAGUGUUAAUACGAAUUUGUAACACAGAAGUCACAUUUUUUUCAAAUUACCAUCGGUUAGUCACUUGGGCUUCUAAAAUGUAAUAGACUUUCUUAUUUACCUACUUUCCCUAUCCAAACGGCUCGCAAAAACCCUUGCUAUAAAAAUAGAAUACAAUUGCACA
Messenger RNA from Papilio polytes (common Mormon), 2148 nucleotides. RefSeq names its product heterogeneous nuclear ribonucleoprotein 87F-like. NCBI's taxonomy places the organism in Eukaryota, Metazoa, Arthropoda, Insecta, Lepidoptera, Papilionidae. Gene Ontology annotation, molecular function: RNA binding. The coding region runs from base 166 to 1116 and encodes 316 amino acids. The record is from RefSeq and is a predicted model, not a curated record. The transcript has 6 exons.